AUGGAUCAGGCGCGUCGCCCGCCGCGCGCGCGCGCCGUGCGCGACGUGUGCACGUCCAACGGCGAAUCCCCGGAAGAGGUGACGUCGCUCACGCUCGACUCCAUGUGCGCGUCCACGUCCGUGACCGGCCUCGACGCGUGCGUCGCGCUCGAGGAGCUGUCGCUCAUCGGCUGCGGCGUCGCGACGCUCGAGGGCUUCCCGGACCUGCCCAAGCUCACGAAGCUCUUCCUCAACGACAACCGCAUCGCGGGCGGUCUGGAGCACCUCGCGUGCUUAAAGACGCUCAAGGAGCUCGGCGUCGGCGGGAACAGGAUCGCGUCUCUGGACGAGCUCAAGCCCAUCGCGUCGCUGCCGCUGACGUCGCUGGAUCUCGCCGGGUGCCCGUGCGCGGACGACUCGGCGGAGUACCGCGCUGACGUGUACGACAUGUUCCCGAGCCUCGUGUAUCUGGACGGCAUGGACGCGGACGGGGAGGAGAAGCUCAUGGAGUCGGACGAGGACGACGACGAGGAGGAGGAUGAGGAUGAGGAGGACGAUUUCGACGACGACGACGCCGAGGACGGACUCGACGACGAAGACGAAGACGACGAAGACGAAGACGAGGACGAAGAAGUCGUCAUCUCCGACGACGACGACGACGACGACGACGACGCGGCCGCCGCCGCGGAGGACGGCGGCGGCGGCGACGACGACGACGACGAAGAGGAGUCGGACGACGACGACGACGAAGACGACGACGACGAAGACGAGCUCGGCACCGCGCACCUCCUCGGCACGACGACGGACGACCUCGAGGAGGGCGACGACUUCGAGGCGGACGAGGACCCGGAGAGCGAGGACUUCGACGACGAGGAGGAGGAGGACGACGACGACGAGGACGCGGGCGCCGCGAAGAAGGCGCGCGUGGAGUGA
Messenger RNA from Micromonas pusilla CCMP1545, 912 nucleotides. RefSeq lists its product as uncharacterized. Gene Ontology annotation, cellular component: nucleus. Gene Ontology annotation, molecular function: histone binding. Bases 1 to 912 code for a protein of 303 amino acids. The transcript is spliced from 2 exons. The record is from RefSeq and is a predicted model, not a curated record. NCBI's taxonomy places the organism in Eukaryota, Viridiplantae, Chlorophyta, Mamiellophyceae, Mamiellales, Mamiellaceae.